Messenger RNA from Meloidogyne enterolobii, 786 nucleotides. Lineage: Eukaryota; Metazoa; Nematoda; Chromadorea; Rhabditida; Meloidogynidae. The record is from the annotation of a GenBank genome assembly.
UGUUCAAUCUCUUCCUUUUAUAAAAUAUAUGUAUAUACUUUCUUCAUCAUAAUCCACAAAACCUCGUGUUGUUGUCCUUACAAUGUCGCCUCUUAUUUGCCUCCAGGGUUUGUUUGCUUUCUUCACUCCAUUUUAUUUUACAAUUUUUUUUUUCGUUUUCAUUCAAAAGCGUGCUAAUAUAUAUUUAUAAUUUGAUGAUCCAGAGAAGAAUUCCAGUCGCAGUUUUUCCUUUCUCUUUUUUUAUUUCCAACCCCCCCCCCCCCCCAACCCUCCAAAACAGCUUUUCAAACACACUUUCUCCUCUUUUCUCUUUUAAUUUUCUCACCCCUCUAAAAAUAUUCUUUUCAUUCUUUUUUUACCUAAAAAUCUGGUCGGUAGGUCGAUUUUUGUCUAUUUCUCCCCUCAUUCAAUCUCCGCUUUUUUGGGGGAUUGAAAAAACUGGAUUUUCAUUUCUCUGCGUGUGUGAGACUGUUUUUAGCAGAAGAAUAAGAAGUAAUACAAAUCAGGCAAAUCCGGAUUAUUCCACAAUUAUUGCUGGUGAAGAAGUGCUUUUGUGCAAAGUCUGUUCUGAUCGAGCCAGCGGUUUUCACUACGGAAUAUUUUCUUGCGAAGGUUGUAAGGGAUUCUUUCGACGUUCUUUACAAAACAAAAUUGACUAUAGACCUUGCACUCAAAGUCAAAAAUGCCAAAUUGUUCGUGCAAACCGUAAUCGAUGUCAAGAAUGUAGGUGGAGAAAAUGUAUAGAGGCGGGAAUGUCUAAAGACGGUAAAUUUUUAAAUUAAGAUU